GCUCCUUAGGUCUUGCCGGCAGAUUAAACCAACUGACAAUGCUGCUAGACUAACAUGUGCAGUGUACCAGCUUGUUGCUUUGGAUAUAGCUUGUUCCCUUGCCCUACUCAUGCAGCGCGUGUCAGCGCCGUCAACUUUUUCCAUAGACUCACUGAUGUCAGCUCCGGUGCCAACGUCUUCGGGACCGGCUAGGCUGCCUUUACCCAUGUUCUACAACAGCUAUUUGUUCUUAUCUCAGGCCGGUUUUUAUCAUGGACUGGGCUUCUCUCAACAGCCGAUGCCCUUACAAUCCCCAGAAAUGCCUACACAGUCGCCUCAACUGGGGCUCACCGUUAACCCACAUAUGUAUGGAUCUUCUUUUGGGUGUGUACCAGGACUACCAGGUACUCCUAACUUCAGGGGCCCUGUUCCUGGUCUGACUGCCGUUGUGCCAUCCGCAGCUUGCGGCACACCAACAAUAUCUCUGCCUACUAUGGAUUCACCCAAGACUUGGGAAUUUGAUCCUGCUAGCCCGGCAUCAUCAUCAUGCCCGUCAAGUCCUCAAAGAGAAUCCCCUUCUCCUGAAAAGGUAUACUGUCAUGAUGAUAACUUCAAAGAGUUUCCUGUGUCUCCUUCCGGUUCUGACUCUAGUCAAGCUUCUCCAUUGGAACUGACCACCUCACAUCAUACUAGAAGCCAUAAAACUAGGGACACCGAGGGCUGCAAUGGAAAGCGGAGCUCCCGGGAGGGAGUUGCGAAGAAUCGGCGGAGACGGACAGCUUUCACUAGCGAACAGCUGCUGGAGUUGGAGAAAGAGUUUCACUCCAAGAAAUAUUUAUCUCUUACUGAGCGCUCCCAAAUUGCCCAUUCUCUACAGCUUAGCGAAGUCCAGGUAAAGAUAUGGUUUCAGAACAGACGCGCCAAAUGGAAGAGGGUAAAAGCCGGAAUGACGUCGGGACGGUCAGCACCUAGCUCCCAUACACACAAAAUCGUCGUUCCCAUCCCAGUCCAUGUCAAUAGAAUGGCCAUCCGGAGUCAGCAUCAACAGAUGGAGAAGUCAGCUGCUAGUGUACGAUUGAGGGAAGGAUUAGGAAGAGGCGGAGACUUUACAACGUCACGAUAGUUGUGAUACUUGUCAAGUGAUCAGUUUAAGAUCUUCAGCUACGAAUUUUCUCCUGUAGUUUCAUUUGAUGGAAAUAGUGAUUCGUUUCAGAAACUAAGCCAACCUGCACCAAGGACUAAUAAUACAUUAUUCAGAUAGGUCACUGUGGUGUGAUGAGAUAUAGCAAUGGUCACUUUAGAUAUACUUGUGGGCUAACCCAGGUUCACCACUCAUGGUAAGACAAAAGAACAUCGUGCUUCUUCUUGACCGCUACAGCAAUUAAAGUUUUACGGACUUUUAGGUUGAUGAAAGUCCAACGGAAAGCAUAGGUUACAGAGCACGAAGUAACCAUUAAAGUGACCGUUCACGUAAUACUAUCCUAACAGCUUCAUCUUCAAAGAAGCGAGACAAUUGAAACUAUAUGUAUAUAUUCAUAUGUAUUAUAUAACACCACAGUCUUGAUCAGAAUCAGACCUGUUUGUGUAAAAAAAUACGUGUAUUUCAAAGGAGAGAUCCGUGGAAUACUAGGCCUUACGACAUAGAGAAUAGCAGCAAUUUCGAAUAGUUAUAAUGGAAACGAACGAAUUUCCAAAUAUUGGAAAGUUUUUGAUUUUGAUUGUUAAGGAGAAAGCUUAGAUCAAACAACGUGGAUUAAAGAAAAAUCAACAAGGUAACAUUGUGGAGUUCGGCUGACAUACCAUGCUCUUAAAUUUUUCAUUUUAAACGUGUUUUAAACAAAGUUAGUAAUCAGUUGUUUCGGUUAUGUACCUAACUGAAAUUAAAAAAAUCCUAUACCAAGAUUUGAAGAAAGAAGUGUGAGAAAUCCAAUUAAUUUAAUGUUGAACUGCUCAAAUGAGAAUUUAUGAUCAAUGUAUCGGACGAUAUUAAUUAGCCUUUAUGGUCUAUACGUAAAUUUAGCUAGAAAAAGUACAUGAAUGUAUUUAGAAUCUCAGCUCUAUAAAAAAAAAAGCUGAUAUUUACGUGUAUCUAUAGAUCCUCAGCCAAGCUAUGCGUUAUUUCAUCUAGUGUAUAGUCUACUUUGAAGGAGGAUCUUAUCGAACUGACACCUGAAAUAUGAAAUGUGUCUGAACUGAGUGAAUAACUCACGUAAAUAAUUAUCCUACAUGUUUCAAUUAAACAUAAGCUAGUUGUUACAGAUCGUCAAAGUCCUUGUUUUUGAGCUUUUGUGUGAUGAGAAGUCGUAGCAUUUACAUCAGUUAUAAUGUAGAUAUGUGAGGUUCAAUUAGAAUGUCUUGAAAAUAAUUGUUUUGUGGUGAAGUCAUGAGAUAUCACUUGACGAAUUACAAUAUUUUUUUCUUGUAAUUAAUUUACCGUUAUGUAGCAAUAUUCUUCUUUCAAAUUGGUUGUAUA
Messenger RNA from Limulus polyphemus (Atlantic horseshoe crab), 2452 nucleotides. RefSeq names its product homeobox protein unplugged-like. Gene Ontology annotation, biological process: regulation of transcription by RNA polymerase II; regulation of nervous system development. The record is from RefSeq and is a predicted model, not a curated record. Lineage: Eukaryota; Metazoa; Arthropoda; Merostomata; Xiphosura; Limulidae. The transcript has 3 exons. Gene Ontology annotation, cellular component: nucleus. Gene Ontology annotation, molecular function: DNA-binding transcription factor activity, RNA polymerase II-specific; RNA polymerase II transcription regulatory region sequence-specific DNA binding. The coding region runs from base 110 to 1102 and encodes 330 amino acids.